Messenger RNA from Syngnathus acus (greater pipefish), 3914 nucleotides. It is a transcript of the gene rps6kc1, whose product is annotated as ribosomal protein S6 kinase polypeptide 1. Gene Ontology annotation, cellular component: early endosome. The record is from RefSeq and is a predicted model, not a curated record. NCBI's taxonomy places the organism in Eukaryota, Metazoa, Chordata, Actinopteri, Syngnathiformes, Syngnathidae. Gene Ontology annotation, biological process: protein phosphorylation. Bases 99 to 3410 code for a protein of 1103 amino acids. Gene Ontology annotation, molecular function: protein kinase activity; ATP binding; phosphatidylinositol binding. The transcript is spliced from 16 exons.
CAGGGGUCUCACACGUAGGACGUAACGAUUUCAUAGAUUUGGUCGAGGUAGAGAGAGCUCUCGCUCCUACUGGCAUUUCGCCGCGGCUGUCAAAGUGAAUGCAUGUGUACGGCGUCGCCAGCCGGCUUCAAGCUUUCGGCAAUGUUCUUAUCAGAAUGAUAUCGCAGCGGGACAACGGGGAUUUCGCUCGUUUUUAUACCGUCACGGAGCCCACGAAACACUCGAAAGGCUACACAGUUUACAAAGUGACCGCGCGGAUCAUUUCUAGGAAUAACACCGAAGACGUCCAAGAGAUAACGGUGUGGAAAAGGUACAGCGACUUUCGGAAACUUCACCACAACCUCUGGCAGCUGCACAAGACUGUUUGCAGCCAAUCGGAACUGUUUCCUCCCUUUGCCAAGGCCAAGGUCUUUGGUCGCUUUGAUGACUCCGUGAUUGAGGAGAGGAGACAGUGCUUGGAGGAUCUGCUGCAGUUCUCUGCCAACAUUCCCGCUCUGUACAGCAGCCAGCACAUCCGCGAGUUCUUUAAGGGCGGCGAGGUCCACGACGGCUCGGAGCUCAUCGGACCGUCCGAGCCUUUCUCCCAAUUUCUGGCUGGCGGUUUGGCGGACUGCAGCUCGGAUGUUCAACGAGACCGCAGCUGUGCCGAAGAUUUCACAAUCACGUCGGAGUAUGGCGGUAUGUUCCUUCUAUCCACACAUUUUCCAGGCCCGUCCGGUGACCGCAGCGACUUGAACUCCCUGGCCGUGGACACGGAGUCUCUGGCCGAGCUCGACGAUGGCGUGGCCUUGGGCCGCACUUCCCCGAAGCAGCCGCACGGGGGCGCCGCCAGCAGUAGCAGCAGCAGUAGCAGCAGUCCUCGCUUGCCCUCCCUGCACCGUCUCCGCCGCCCCCCGUCGCCCGCUUCCCUGGCCUCGAAGCCGGAGGUCCCUCGGCCUGGCCGCGCGUCGCUGUUCUCCAAGAAGGAGAAGCUGAAGGCCGACUACCUGGACAAAGCCAGCCAGCUGAUCUGCGUGGCUGCGCAGAAGGAGAAGGAUCAGGACUACCGGGCGGCGUUCUCCUUCUACCGCAGUGGAGUGGACCUGCUGCUGCAAGGUGUUCAAGGUGAGCCCAGCCCCACGCGGCGAGAGGCAGUCAAGAAAAAGACGGCCGAGUACCUGAUGCGAGCGGAGCAAAUAUCCAGUCGGCAUCUUUGCGCCAACAUGGGCCAGGCGCCUUCGCAGACGCUGGUGGUGGGGGCGCAGUGCUGCGCGUCCACCAGCAGAGGGAGCCAGCACAGUCUUUCCGAUGAUCUCGCCGCUUACCGGGUGGUGGGCGUCAUCGAUAAGGUUCUUUUGGUCAUGGACAAGAGAACAGGAGAGAUAUUCGUCAUGAAAGGUUUGAGGAAGAGCAGCGACUGCGGCCGGGCCAAGAAGAGCAUCACGCCUCGCUCGGUGCCGCACAUGGUGCAGCUCAAGAAACUCAUCGACUCGGAGGACACCGUCUUCUUGCUGCUGGGCCACGCCGAGGGCGGAAAGCUGUGGUCCCACAUUGGCAAGUACCUGCACACUUGCAACCCGGACGACAGCUUCGACAUUCCUUUUAUCCAGAAGAGCCAUACGGCCGCCGUACACUCGCCGCAGUCGGCUGCGCCGCGCCCGGCUGAGGAUUCGUCUUUGCCGCUCGCCGCGUGCGCUUCCGAUUCUGCGGCGCAGGCAAACAAGCAAGUCGGCGAGCCGGCUGCCUCUCCUCGUAAAAGCGGCCUCUUUGCCAGGCUUCGCCAAAAAGUGGCGGCCCACCCAGACUCUGGCGCAACGUCCGAGGAGGAGUGCACCAAUAGCUACCUAACGCUUUGCAACGAGUACGAGCAGGAGAAAGUGGAGCCGGACGCUCUGGAGGUGGACGACGACAACGCGACGAGCGAGCGGGAAGUGUCGUUUGACGUGGCCAGCGGGACGGCCAGCGCCUCCUCGCGCAGCCGCUCGUUGCUCGGCAACGACAGCCCGCCGUUGUCCCUCGGCUGUCCGGAGCCGGGCGACCCCGUAGGCCCACCGCCUUCCUCGGACGGGUUGCCGUCUCUGGAAGGGUCCAAACGCACGCCCAUGGAGUUUUUCCGCAUCGACAGCAAAGACAGCGCGAGCGAGGUGACCUGCCAAGACUACGGGGAGCGGGCCCAGCAGCGGGCCCAGCAGCAGGCCCAGCAGCAGGCCCAGCAGCAGGCCCAGCAGCAGGCCCAGCAGCAGGCCCAGCAACAGGUCCAGCAACAGGUCCAGCUGCCCCCCUCCUCCCAUGAAGAGCACCCCGUGGUGGAGAACCUUCAAGAGCUGGCUCUGGAGGUCAAGCGCCACAGUACUCAGCUACGGGGCUUAGAUUAUGGCGAUAAAGACUCCAACGAGUCAGUGCCGGUUAUUUCUUUUGAAGAGGCGGCCGCGGAGGAUGAGGCUCAUCCGCCGGACCUCUUGGUCAAUCUCCCCGUCGUGAGCGAGCCCGCCGACUCUCAACGAGAGCCAUCGGAGACUUCGGCGCCGCGUCCGGGCCUGGAGGCGGCCGCCUCCCCUCAAAGGUCAAGCAAGCCGGAUGUUUUACAACUCCCCGAGGAAGAGGAAGGGCAGCAGGCAAAACCUGACCCCGGUGUCGCGUCUUCAUCCCUCUUGACCUGCCUCUGGGAUGACUACAGCUUGACUUUUGGACAAAAGCAGCCAGAAGAAAUGCCGGCUGAGGCCUCAAAUAACGACUCUUUGCUCGACGCCGGCCUCGGUGACAAAGCGAUACAGGGCCGUGCCGUCGCGGACGUCCAACCUCCUCGGGCCCGUGAGAAAUCACCACAUGGCCGCGCGCAGCCGUCGGCGGUUACGCCCGACGAAGUCGAGUUCCACCAAGAAGUAUCGCGGCUGUUUGCCGAGCUGGACGAGUUGUCGCUGGCCGCGUCGCAGGCUCGAAUUCCGGAGGCCUACGUCUGUCGCUGGGCCGUGGAGCUGCUGACGGCGUUGGAUUGUCUGCACCGCGAGGGCAUCAUCUGCCGGGACCUCAAUCCCAACAACAUCCUCCUCGAUCGGCAAGGUCAUGUUCAGCUGACUUACUUCUGCAGCUGGGCUGAUGUGGAGGAGUCGUGCGACAAAGAGGCCAGCGCAAACAUGUAUUGCGCGCCAGAGGUGGGCGGCACCGGCGAGGAGACGGCCGCGUGCGAUUGGUGGAGUUUGGGCGCCAUCCUCUUUGAGCUGCUGACGAGCACGUCGCUGCUGCAGUGCCAUCCGGCGGGAAUCGGACGCCACACGGCACUCAACAUCCCAGAGUCUGUGUCGGAGGAAGCCAGAUCGCUGCUGGAACAGUUGCUGCAGUACAACCCCAGCCAGCGGCUGGGCGCCGGAGUGGCCGGCGUGGACGACAUCAAAGCGCACCCCUUCUUUGCCAAAGUGGACUGGAGCAAGUAGAUGCCGCUGGCCCCAUUUGCGUGGUGUCAUUCUUACACUGCAGGUAGAUACAAGAGAAAGGAGAAAAAUCCCUUCCUUCUCCUGUACACUUCCCAAAGCCAGAGGCGCUCGCUAACAGCCCAAACUGGACGGGACCGCGCCCUUCUCUUUUUCAUAUCCAUGUCGGUCGGGGCCUGUACUAUGCAAGUUAAGGAGCAAAACCGGGCCCAGUUAAAAGGGGCCGCCAUUCUGCCUCACAAUCAAGAAAGUCGACAGUUUUGGCAAAAACAACUCCUUUGACGUCACAAAGCGCAAGAUAACCAACCCAUUCUGUGUACAUAGUCAAGUUUGACAUUGAAACGACUUUGUGGUGAUGUCAUUGGUGCACGUUGAAAGCCAGAGCUGUCGCAGGCAGCGACAAUGUUGUCUUUCUUUCUUUCUUUCUUUUUCUUCCUUCCUGUCUGUACCCUAGCCCUGCGCACACUCCACAGCCACGCAAACAACAAUAAACGCACCUGACAGACA